Salvia splendens (bonfire salvia) is the source of this 740-nucleotide messenger RNA. RefSeq names its product antifungal protein ginkbilobin-like protein. Lineage: Eukaryota; Viridiplantae; Streptophyta; Magnoliopsida; Lamiales; Lamiaceae. Gene Ontology annotation, cellular component: plasmodesma. Bases 99 to 500 code for a protein of 133 amino acids. The record is from RefSeq and is a predicted model, not a curated record. The transcript has a single exon.
UAUUUUUUUUAUUCAAAAAUGGGCGAAGCAUUCGACAGUCUCACUAACGCAUUAUCACAAACACCUCUCCUUCACAGAAACAACAUUCAUCAAACAAAAUGGCUAAACCAAUCCCCCAAAUCCUCGCAUCAAUCCUACUUCUCUCUCUCUGCCGGAUCACCGCCGGCAGCCCCAACACCGCCGUCAAAAGCGUCCUCUGCAACUCCGGCACCUACUCCAAGGGCGACCCCUUCACCGCCAGCCUCGCCUACGUCCUCGCCGACCUCGAGGCCUCCACGCCGUCGCGCCGCGGCUACGAUCUCCGCAACAUCUCCCCCUACCCCAACGCCUUCGCCUACGGCCACGCCGCCUGCAACCACACCCUCGCCACCUCCGACUGCGCCUCCUGCCUCGCCGCCGCCAAAACCGCCAUGCUCGCCGGCUGCGACGCCCGCAUCGGCGCCCGCGGUGAGCUCUACGAUUGCCUUGUCAGAUAUGAACAGUACCCUUUCGAUGACUGAUUUGAUCAUAAUCUGAAUUCGUGUUGGAAUAAUUUUGUGAAUUGAACACAAUCAGAGCUUUGAUUUAUGCAAUUCGCUGCAAAAUUGGAGCACUAAGCUUUACAUUUGUGUAAAUUGGAGAGAAUCAGAGCUUCGAUUCAUACAAUUUGCUGCAAAAUUGGAGCCAUAAGCUUUACAUUUGUGUAAAUUGGGCAGAAUCAGAGAUUUGAUUUAUACAAAAUUGGAGCCCUAAUUACAGUA